CAGUGAAACCAAGACAACAGCUGCGGGCUGUGCGCGAGCGGGCGGAGCAGCCCCGGGAGCCCGAGCGGAGCGAGCGUGGGGCGGUAGCGGCCUGCGGUUGUAAGAUGGGGACUGAGAACAAGGAGGUAAUUCCCAAGGAAGAAAUUUCUGAAGAAUCUGAGCCACCUGGGGCAAUAUUAGGAAAACUUCCAAAGGUAGUUUACGAGGGUCACGAGUUUGGAGUGGCAUGUGAAGACAGCUUGUCAGAAGGGCAUUCAAGAGAGUCCACGGAAGAGAUUAUGGAGCAGAUGUCUCCUGAGGAGAGAGACUUUGAAUCAGGGCUGAUUAUCUUUAAGAAAUCACCCUCAAGUGAGAAAGACCAGGAGAAUGAAAGUGAGAGAGUCUACAGUCCCAGCCCAAACCUGAUUACACAUCAGGGAGAUAUUACAUCACAGACAGUUAGUACAUUUGCUACCUCUGGCCAAAACUUCAUAGAGAAUUUAGAACCUAACAAAACAAAGAGAAGUUCUGUGGGAGAAAAGCCUCAUACAUGCAAAGAAUGUGGGAAAUCCUUUAAUCAGAAUUCACAUCUUAUCCAGCAUAUGAGAGUUCAUAGUGGAGAGAAACCCUUUGAAUGCAAAGAAUGUGGAAAAACAUUUGGAACUAACUCAAGCCUUCGCAGGCACCUGAGAAUUCAUGCUGGAGAGAAGCCCUUUGCUUGUAAUGAAUGUGGAAAGGCCUUCAUUCAGAGUUCACAUCUUAUCCACCAUCAUAGAAUUCAUACUGGAGAGAGACCUUAUAAAUGUGAAGAAUGUGGUAAAGCCUUCAGUCAGAAUUCAGCCCUUAUUCUACAUCAAAGAAUCCACACUGGAGAGAAACCAUAUGAAUGUAAUGAAUGUGGGAAAACCUUUAGGGUUAGUUCACAGCUUAUUCAGCAUCAGAGAAUUCAUACCGAAGAAAGAUAUCAUGAAUGCAGCGAGUGUGGCAAAGCCUUCAAGCAUAGCUCAGGCCUUAUUAGACACCAGAAAAUUCAUACUGGAGAAAAACCAUAUCUUUGUAACGAAUGUGGAAAAGGCUUUGGUCAGAGUUCUGAGCUUAUCCGGCAUCAAAGAAUUCAUACAGGUGACAAACCAUAUGAAUGUAAUGAAUGUGGAAAAACUUUUGGCCAGAACUCAGAGAUUAUUAGACAUAUUAGAAUUCAUACCGGUGAGAAGCCUUAUGUAUGUAAAGAAUGUGGGAAGGCCUUUAGGGGGAACUCAGAACUUCUUAGACAUGAGAGAAUUCACACUGGAGAGAAACCCUAUGAAUGCUUUGAGUGUGGAAAGGCUUUUAGGCGGACUUCCCAUCUUAUUGUCCAUCAGAGAAUUCAUACUGGAGAGAAACCUCAUCAGUGCAAUGAAUGUGCAAGAACCUUCUUGGAUAAAUCUGAGCUUCUUCUCCACCAGAAAAUUCACAUUGGAGAGAAACCUUAUAAAUGUAAUGAGUGUGGGAAAACAUUUAGCCAGCAUUCUCAACUUAUCAUCCAUCAGAGAAUUCACACUGGAGAGAAGCCUUACGAGUGCCAAGAAUGUCAGAAGACCUUUAGUCGGAGCUCUCACCUCCUCCGACAUCAAAGUGUUCACUGUAUGGAUUGAUUUGCAAAAUAGGAAGGCUUUCUGUGGAAAAGCUGAAGUUAGACUUAUUCAUAACCUACACCCCAAUUUUUCAGAUCAAAUGAAUGAACAGAACCUCCUCUGAUCUGGUUUUAAUUUAAACAUUUGGUCAAAUAGUAUGAGGCACUUUUAUGAGUUAUUCAUUUAGAAGUUUCAGUGUACUGAGUUAAAUUAUAAAAGCUGUUUCAGGUCUUAAUUCUUCCCUGCCCCUCUUUCCUUCUCUUCUUCCUCCCCUAGUGGGUCACAUACAUUAGGGGUCUACAUACCAGCCAUCUAGCCUCAAUUUGUACUCAUCAGGAAAACUGGAGGAAUGUGAUUCCUCCACUUCCUAAGAAUGGGAGUCAACUCUUUGAAUGUUAUCUCCUAAAGUGCUAGAAAGUUGCAGCCUAGAAGACACACUUUGUUCUCUUGUCCCAACAAUUAGCACUGGAAUAAUUUAGUAAGCUUUUAUUAGCUUCAGAAUCUUUCAAACAUGCUAUCAAGUUCCCAAUGAAGAUGGCAGCACUAAUGAAAUGGAAAUCUGGGUCAUUUAAUAACUCCUUCUCAAAAAGGUUUCCCGGAUGGAGGAAACUGACAGGCAGUUUAUAGGAUCAUAAGUAAAGGCCCUUAGAAUCUAGAGGGGCUGGUGAGCAAGGCCAGGGGAUGAAAAACAUGUGAGGCCAGACUAUUCAGCAUGGGCAGAGCAGCUGUUUAGCAGCUAUUUCACACUGGGCUACUCAGGCUGACUGCUCCCAAGAACUUAGCUGCAUUCACUUUUGGCCCCAGCUCCUGCUGCUGCAGACAGAUACCAUGUCAGGAAGCAGCAGAGAGCACAGUGCAGCUUUACUGUCACCAGGCACCUGGCCACAGUGGUGAACCGGUUCACCUGACUGACCAGGGCCACCUUGCCAAAGCACUUAAUACUCUCGUGACCUGGAUCCCAAUGGACUGAUAGGCCUCUUCUCAUUUUGCCCUUGGCCUUGGAAUUAUCUCUCUUCAGCAUCUCUACAUGAAUUUUCUGUGUUCCUCCUAUGUGUUUUUCCUUUGAGGAAACACAUCCUCAUUUUUCCACGUGUCCAUGUUUCCGAGGCAGUGGGUGGGAGUGGGAAUUGCACUAAUGGGGACCUGGCAGUCUUAGGGUCUGGCUUUAGAGCUAGACUUUGAGUAAGGCACUUCACCUGCUGGUUCCUAAUUUUCUCUAAAAUUAGGGGAGUUGAACUAAACCAAUCCAGUAGUUCUUUGGUUCUUUUUAAAAUCUAACUUUAUAUACCUUAAGUGUUCUAUUUUUAAUUUUUUCUUUAUUACUCUAAUACUAAUCACUAGUAUUUAUUGUGUUUCCUAUAUGCCAGGCACAAUGCCAGUUUACACUUUUAUUUUCACAGCAUAUCUAUGAUCUAGGUAUUCUUAGUCUUUUUAAAAACAGCUUUUUGAGCAUACCAUACAUACCAUAAAAUUCACCUGUUUUAAGUGUUGAGUUGAAUUCUUUUUAGUUGGUUUACAGUUGCACACCCAUCAAUAAUGUGGGUAGUCCCACUCCAGUUUAAAAGAUGAGGAGGGGCAGGAGGGAUGUUAAGUAACUUACCCAUGAUCACACAGCUGGUAAGAGCCCAAACUCCAACCCUGGUCUGUGUUCUUAACCACUGUGCUGUGCUGUGGCUAGGUGGAUCUAUUACUGACUUAUUUGAAAACAUUCGCACAUUUUGUAUUAUUAUUGCUUCAUGGACUUGAAUAUAAAGGAUUUAUAUCAUGUACUUCGGAAAAUAACUGGUCACAGCCAAACCCCACCAAGUGGAUUUGUUCUGUACCCCAGUAUAUGAUCUCCCAGGUUCAUACCCUUGGCUUGAGAAAAGCCUGUACAAAUAAACAGCUAAUUUCACAGUUUCUACAUCCUUUCAGGUACUUCUGCCUCUAACAGUCAAAUUAGCACAAGUUCUUUAACUUACCUCUUUAUGUAGGGUGAUUACAAGUGCAGUGUAAUCUCAAGCUCAAAUUGAAUUAUACCCAGAUCAUAUCUUUCUCACAGGAAACCUCGGUGUCACCUAUCCCUUUAACUUCUGAUUUCUGUGUUUGCAUAUUUUAUUUCUACAUUUAACCCUUACCAGCCCUUAAUUUAGAUCCCAGCACCUCUCCAAGCUCCCCCCAAAGAAUCCCCUCACACAAACACAUCCAUGAGGAAUAUGACUUUCCUGAAGACGCUGUUGCGUAAGAGGUGGAGAAGGGGGUUCACAUCCUAUGAGACAUUUGACCUCAGACGUCCCUUGGCCAAACCGCCACUGAAGUUUUUCUCAGUCCUCCCUCAGGGCUCUGUCACCUUGGCUACCCCCCCCCCCUUUUUUUUUCUUCAGAUACCCAAGCCCUGCCCUCUGCGCAAUUACCUUCUUACACCCCCUGCUCAGCAAAAGAAAAGAUCCUUCAGUUAACAGUCACUCAUUGGGACAUCCGUUAGUAGGCAAUGAAGUGACCAACUUGUAUGUACCUGAGCCUAUUGGGGGGUAGGUCUCACAUUUCAUUUCAAGAAGAAUCUUCCAACAAGAGGAAUUCUGGUGAAUGAAAUUAUUUCCACAUAGUACUAUAAAAUUCACCUUGUUAUAAUAGUACUAAUUGUUUCCACACAUCCAGUAACCUCAUUCCCUGCGAUUGUCCACCUCCGUUACCUCUGGGUUUCUCCUUGUUUGCCUCCCUCCCUCUCAAUUGGGAGUCAAAACCUGACCAUAAUGCUGACUGGUAGACAUGAUUUUGUGCAAGUAAAAUUCUAUCAAGGAAGAGAAAAAAGUGUAUUUUUUAAAUUUUAGAUCCAUUUUAAAAACCAGGUCUCAUAAUCUCAAAGGCCGCCUAAAUUCCCACAAAGACCUUCAGAAUUUUUGCAGCUAUGCUCAUGUAUGUUUUCAUCCUUCCCUAAUUAAACGGUUUUACUGGUAUGCUAACUUUUGGAUAAGUAAAGUAUUUCUUCUAAAGUACAUUGUUUCAUUACGGCCUAAAUAUGAUUUUGUAUAACAGCCCCUAUCCUGUAAGUGUCGCCCUUACCUUAGUACCCUGCCCUGUUGUGCUCUGUUAGUGUCUGGUUUUGCAUACGCUGAUCACUCUGUCCUUGAUCUUCUGUUCUGCUUAGUGAGAUCCUUUACCUUCAUAAUGGGACAAGUGUUACCUAUUUGUGUCUGUGUGUGUAGUUUUUCGUGAUUAACAACUUAAUGUAAGAUACUCUGAGAAUUUGGAGGUUCUUUUUCGUGUGUGUGUGUGUGUGUUUUAAAAAUAUAUUUUUUAAUUGAUUUCAGAGAGGAAGGGAGGAGGAGGAGAGAGAAACAUCGAUGAUGAGAGAGAAUCAUUGAUGGGCUUCCUCCUACACACCUCCUUUUGGGGAUUGAGGCUGAAACCAGGGCAUAGGACGAUUCUGGUAAUAACCCAAGGAAGGAACCUCAGUAGUGCAGAUGGAUGCACAUUCGUCAGCCACUUGCUGAGCAACUGUUAGGCAAUGAGACCAGUUCUGGGUUCGGGGGCUAAGCACUAAGAGGCUGGUGAGGACAUGAGCAAUCUACCAUCGACCUGAUUGAGGGUGAGGCUCGAUUCCCAGUCAGGGCACAUGCCCAGUUUGCAGGCUCGAU
This is a messenger RNA of Myotis myotis, 5209 nucleotides long. RefSeq names its product ZFP3 zinc finger protein (gene ZFP3). The transcript is spliced from 2 exons. Lineage: Eukaryota; Metazoa; Chordata; Mammalia; Chiroptera; Vespertilionidae. The coding region runs from base 105 to 1613 and encodes 502 amino acids. Gene Ontology annotation, molecular function: RNA polymerase II cis-regulatory region sequence-specific DNA binding; DNA-binding transcription activator activity, RNA polymerase II-specific. Gene Ontology annotation, cellular component: nucleus. The record is from RefSeq and is a predicted model, not a curated record. Gene Ontology annotation, biological process: regulation of transcription by RNA polymerase II.